CAGCUGACAAGACGAAAAAAAUCUUUCUUUUCAUCAUGGAUGAGUCCUCUACAAGGAGGAUUGUUCUGCUUGGAAAAACUGGAGCUGGUAAAAGUCACCUGGGAAACACCAUAUUUGAUGAGAAAAAGUUCCCGGUCCACCACACCUUCAGCUCAGGAACAAAGGAAUGUAAAGCUGAAACCAAAUCUGUCAACGGAAGAAACAUCACUUUGAUCGACACUCCUGGUUUCUUCGAUACAGGCUUGCCUGAGGAGGAGCUUGAAGCUGAGAUUGUGAGGUGUAUCACAGAGUGCGCUCCUGGGCCUCAUGCUUUUCUCAUUGUACUUAAAUUGGAGAGAAUAACAGAGCACGAGAAAGCUGUUAUAAAGAAAAUACAAAAAUAUUUCUCUGAGGAAGUGUUAAAAUAUGCAACAGUAGUCUUUACUCACGGUGACCAGCUUCCAGAAGGACAAACCAUUGAGAGGUAUGUCCUCCAGAAUGAUUUUGUGAGGGCUCUGGUGGAAAAGUGUGGUGGCCGGUGGCACGUUGUGGAUAAUAAAUACUGGAAUGGAAAGCCAGCGAAUGAAUACAGGAGCAACAAGUUCCAGGUGAAGAAGCUACUCAACACAAUAGAGCAGGCAGUGCAGAAAAAUGGAGGAGUAUACUACACCAAUGAGAUGCUGCAAAACACAGAGAAUGAAAUUCAAGAAGAGAGCAAGUCCAUUAGACUAUUAUCACCAGACACGCCGGAGGAGGAAAUCAGACAGCAGGCUAAAGUCAGUGUCUUUAAGAAACUUUUAAUCAGACUGACAGGUAUCGGAGUAGGUGCAUUGUUUUCUUGGUUUGACUAGAAAGAUUAUCACGACUGGAAUGGGAUCUCCAGCGUCAAUGGCACUGACAAUAGCAGGAGCUGGAGCAGCAGGACCAACAUUGACAGCAGUUGUGGGGUCUUAUGCUGCAGGAGGAGCAGUGAUGGA
Molecule: messenger RNA, 956 nt
Organism: Mugil cephalus (flathead mullet)
Lineage: Eukaryota; Metazoa; Chordata; Actinopteri; Mugiliformes; Mugilidae
Product: GTPase IMAP family member 7-like
Exons: 2
Coding region: 36-830 (264 amino acids)
Molecular function (GO): GTP binding
Source: RefSeq, a predicted model, not a curated record